AUGUCUUCGGCCGCGGUGCAGCAGACCGGUCCCACCAUUUCCAGCCGCGGGCAGUACCAGCAGCCGCCUCACGGCCGCGACCAGUACUACCAGCAGCCUGCCCCGGCGCAGAGCUCGCCGAGGAACAAGUCCGCGCGCCCGGGUGGGAAUGGGGAGCCCUCCACACCGCAACAAUCGCAACAUUACUCGCCGUCCGCCUCCAACACCUCCGACAUGACAACUCCGCGCGCGCAGCCCGCGUCGUCGUCAACCCAGCCGUCGCCCGUCAUCGCUUCGUCCCCGUACAAUGCUCACCAGGGUCCUGUGCCGCCGCCUCGCACUUCGUCGACCCAUCGCACCUCCGCCCAGCCCGUACAAGACCCGUACUACAGUCAACGAUCUACAGAUGAACGCCCGCCGUCGUCCCGCACCGCCUCGCAGAAUAUGAGGGAAGAUCCUGCCAGCGCCGCUGCAAACGCCGCCCAGCGCCGACGCCAGCCGUCCCGCGAGCAGCAACCCUACCAGAACAGCCCCUCGUCGUCGUCUCGGACAAAGCAGACGCCGACCCACAGCCGCUCUGCCACCGCCGUCGGCACCCCGCCGAUGGGAUCCAACCUGCCCCGCGAAGAGAGCACGGUCAUCAACCGCCUGGUCAUCGCGGAUCCCCAAGAGGACAUUGCCCGUGAGCAGGCCCGUAUGGCGGACACGCGCUCCGGCCCAACUGGCGCCGACAUCACGCCAAUCACCGGGCUGGGCCUUGUGGGGAACGAUGGUGUUGACGAUGGCGGCCGGGGUGCUGGAAAGAGCCGGCAGGACCACUCCAGAGAAAAGCGGAGGGAAACCAAGUUCGGCGAGUAUAUCCUCGGCCAGACCUUGGGCGAGGGAGAGUUCGGCAAGGUAAAGAUGGGCUGGAAGAAGGACGGCGGAGUCCAGGUUGCUAUCAAGCUCAUCCGGAGAGAAGUCCUCGGCUCCAACCCCAGCCGCCUCCCCAAAAUCUAUCGCGAGAUCUCCAUCCUGCGUGGAUUGCAGCACCCUAACAUCGUUCGCCUGCAUGAGAUGGUCGAGACAGAACGACACAUCGGCAUCAUCCUGGAGUACGCUUCCGGCGGCGAGCUCUUCGAUUACAUUCUGAACCACCGCUAUCUCAAAGAUAAUUCGGCGCGCCGCCUGUUUGCCCAGCUGGUUUCUGGCGUAGGCUACCUGCACAAGAAAGGUAUCGUGCACCGCGACCUGAAGCUCGAGAACCUUCUUCUCGACCGGAACAAGAACAUCAUCAUCACUGAUUUCGGUUUUGCCAACACUUUCGAUCCCAUCGAUGAGCUCGGGGACGAGAUCGAGUACAACCUUGGAAAUAAGGAGUUCGUGAAGAAAGCGGGGCUGGAGAUCGUCGGCGACGGUGGACAUCGCCGGGGAGAUCUGAUGCAGACGAGCUGCGGAAGUCCGUGUUAUGCUGCACCAGAGUUGGUCGUGAGCGACUCAUUAUAUACCGGCAGAAAAGUUGACGUCUGGAGUUGUGGCGUCAUUCUGUACGCCAUGCUGGCUGGGUACCUUCCGUUUGACGACGAUCCAGCCAACCCCGAAGGUGACAACAUCAACCUGCUCUACAAGUACAUUGUCUCCACACCCCUCACCUUCCCCGAAUACGUCACUCCGCACGCCCGCGACCUUCUAAAACGCAUACUCGUUCCCGAUCCACGUAAACGAGCCGACCUUUUCGAGGUCGCCCGGCACAGCUGGUUGAGCGAAUAUGCGCACGUCGUUGGAUUCAUCACCAGCAGCACUACGACGUCGAGUGACAUCGCCAACACGACCGUCCCGCCAGAGGAUCCGUACGAAGUCCCGCAACUGGCUCGCAGUGCAUCCGUGCGCGAAGCCAGCAAGCAGCACACGUCUGUCGCUGCCGUUGGUGGUCUGACCCAAAAGCACGGCCACAUCGACCAAACCGAGUCACCGGACAAGCAAGGCAGACGGGACGCAAAGCGCAGAACGGUGCAGGUCGAAUAUGUUGCACCCCACACACAGACGCAAAGAGGCGGAGAGUCUUCAACGGUUACAGCGGGCUCCACGGCGCCCCUGUCUCAAGGCGGCGCCCAGCGCUCUCGCUCCAGAGACCAAGGCCCAGUGGAGGUGCCAUCUUCUGAUGGAUACGCCUCUUCAACUACCAGGCAACGUCGUCCUUCGGCAGGAUCUGCACAACAGGUGCCAGCCGCCGCGCGCCAGACCCGCGAAGGGCCCCGCACUGUUUCCGACUCGCCAUUUGGAAAUGCCCCUGUCACUUCUUCGGCAAGGCCGUCCACCGGUGGCACUCUGGGUGGAUCAUCAAGACUUCCUUCGCGCGGAAACUCGUACGGUCAGCCUGUCGCGGCUACGGUCGCGGCUACUAAUGCCCAAGGCCGUUUCUCGCAGCCCAAGGGCAAGCAGUACGUCAUUUCUGCACCGAUGCCGCAGGAUCAGGAUCCUGCCAUGGGACAGCCAUCAACCCAAAGAAUGCCAUCUGCUGGCUACCAGCCACAACCAGAAGCGCAGCACACGCAGCGUAGUAGUCACAAGCGAUCCAAUACCGUUGGAGGCAUUGGAGAGAAGAUUUUCAGGACGUCCCUGUUCGGCGGAAGCUCAAAGUCUCAGAAGUCCUAUCCUCCUGUCAGCAUGAACAACUCGAUGAACAGCGGAGACAGUAACAGGAAGUCUACUGAGUCCUCUCGCCGUCCUUCUUUGAGCUUCAGCCGCAAGACCAGCGACGGUGCUCGCCCAGGGGACAGAUCGUCGCGCAGGUUCUCCCUGCUACCCGCCUCGUUCUCCAUGAAGAGCUUCACUGGUGGGAACAAGGAGUCGGCUGGCACAGGCGACCGCCGUUCGAUGGGAGGGCGGCAACGGGCACCAUCCCGGCCGCAAAUGGCAUUCGGACGCGGUGAAAGCCCUGCUCCCAGCCAGAGCACGGGCAACACGAUACCUAUCACUUACGACGACCUUGACCGUCGUCGCACGGGUGAGACGACUGACGUACGCCAGAAGCGCAGGAGUCAAAUGUCGGGACGCGGACCGACGUCAGCGCCGGCAGACCAGACUCAAUUCGCGGCCCAGCCGGCGUAUCAGUACGAAGACAAUGGCAUGCAGCAGUACCCGUCGAAUUCGGAGCAGGGCAACUACUACCACGGCAAUGAAUCGGACCUUUCGUCCCAAGGCCCGCAGUCGCUGCCGUAUCGAUCGCGCAACGCGGAGUACGACAGUGCGGAGGCAGUGUCAGAACCGCGGGAAGGGCGGGCUCGUGUGCUCCAGAAGAACCGUCGGUUUGCAGAUGCGUAUGAAGACAACCAGAAGCACUCUGGUAGCUCGGGCGCGGCGCGCAGGGUCAUGGAUCUCUUCCGUCGCCGCGGAAAGGCCAGGGGUGGCUGA
Messenger RNA from Diplodia corticola, 3372 nucleotides. RefSeq names its product camk camkl kin4 protein kinase. The record is from RefSeq and is a predicted model, not a curated record. The transcript has 3 exons. Gene Ontology annotation, cellular component: cytoplasm. Lineage: Eukaryota; Fungi; Ascomycota; Dothideomycetes; Botryosphaeriales; Botryosphaeriaceae. Gene Ontology annotation, molecular function: ATP binding; protein serine/threonine kinase activity; tau-protein kinase activity. Gene Ontology annotation, biological process: protein phosphorylation; microtubule cytoskeleton organization; intracellular signal transduction. Bases 1 to 3372 code for a protein of 1123 amino acids.